AGGCGGCCACGGAAGUCUCUCGUCUGGCCCGUCCGGCUUUCUCCAGGAUGGACCCAAGCUGUAGGGACAAACUGGACCACUUCCAGGAACAGUUGUGGGUCAUCAUAGUUCUGCAGUUCCUUUUCGCUGUGGUUGGGAACGGCUUUACCAUCUACUACUUUGUGACCUGCCAACGCACCUGGCAUUCCGGCAUCAUCUACUCCUUCAACCUGGCUCUCUGUGACCUCUUCUAUGCCAUAUCCUUGCUGCCCUUGGCUGCUUACUAUUUCCCCCCCAAGGACUGGAAGUACAACUCCUUCUUCUGCAAAUUGGACCGCUUUGUCUUUUUCUUCAACUUGUACAGCAGCACCUUUUUCAUCACCUGCAUCAGCCUGAACCGCUACAUCGCCAUCGUCCACCCCUUCUUUGCCCACGAGCGCAUCGAGCCCUUCCAUGCCAAGCUUGUCAGCGGGGCGGUGUGGCUGCUGGCGAUGGCCAUCUCUGCCCCCGUCCUUCAUUUCUCCUCCUUGGAAAAAAAAGACAAUGCCACGCAUUGCCUAGGAAGUGCUCGUGAUUCAGAAUUGCGUGCUUACUGGCCGUACAGCUUGUUCCUCCUGACUUUUGGCUGCGGACUGCCUUUUCUCCUGACUCUUUUCUCUUGUGUGGCCAUUGUUUGUGCCAUUCGACGCAGUCACGGGACCACCAGGGAGGAAAAGUGCAAAGUGAAGAUACUGAUUUCCACCAUUGUGCUCCUCUAUGCCCUCUUCUACUUGCCUUUUCACGUCCUUCGCAAUAUGAACCUUGCUAAUCGUAUGCACAGCAGGUGCAGCCUGUCCCUCGUCAUCGUCUACCAAAUAGCCAAGAUCCUAGUUCACUUUCAUGUUUGCAUCCACCCAUUCAUCUACGCAGCCCUAGCUAAGAGCAUGCCCAAAUGUUGCUGCAGAGGUUUACAGCGGCAGAAGGAGCUACAAGCAAAAGAGAAGAAUGUGGAACUGCGUCAUUGCAACCAGCCCCCUCCUUAUGGCGACCAAGGCCAGUGAUGACAAUAUAUUUGGCUACUAGUUGGAGUUGCUAUUUACUGGGAAGCUGUCUACUGCAGUCCGAGUUGGAAACCUUUGGGCCUUCUUGAUGCUGCUGGAUUCCAGUGCCCAGAAUUCCCAGCCAGCCUGGCCAGUGGCCAGAGAUGCUGGAGAGUGUAAUUUAGCCAUAUUCAGAGGGCCUCUCAUCUUCCAGCCCUCCUGUGUUGCAGUGUGGCAAGGCUCAGCAUUGCUGCUAAAGGGGUGGCAUGUCCUUCUAUACCAGCUGUUUGAUGUAAGAGCAGAGUCUUAAAUUAGGGAGUACAAAUGCCCCCUGGCAACAUAUUAAUUCUGCCAUGUGCCUGUGACAUUGCCUUCCCCA
This is a messenger RNA of Candoia aspera, 1377 nucleotides long. RefSeq names its product purinergic receptor P2Y11 (gene P2RY11). NCBI's taxonomy places the organism in Eukaryota, Metazoa, Chordata, Lepidosauria, Squamata, Candoiidae. The transcript has a single exon. The record is from RefSeq and is a predicted model, not a curated record. Gene Ontology annotation, biological process: calcium-mediated signaling; G protein-coupled receptor signaling pathway. Gene Ontology annotation, molecular function: neurotransmitter receptor activity; G protein-coupled ATP receptor activity. Gene Ontology annotation, cellular component: plasma membrane. Bases 48 to 1019 code for a protein of 323 amino acids.